UCAUGCUCAUCUCAUGUAAACCCUGAAAACAUUAAAGCACCAAGAACAUCGCCCGGAACUUCAGAAGUGCCCUCUCCCCCCCUGUUUCUUCCCUCUCUUUUCUUGGUCCUUGACUCUCGCUUGCCGGUGUUUCCAUGCUUUGGCCUCUGUUCUAGGCUCUGUUUUCUUGUUGUAACUGGGACUAAGAGGGAUUAUGGGUUGCUUUUGUUUCUUAAAGAAAUCAAGCAGAAAAUCGCAGGCUAACAACUAUAGCCAGAGCGCAAAGCCGAACAAUCACACAGGUGCUGAUACGGUGACAGUUGAUUUGAAUGUGAAUGGGACCAAGGAAGCUCAUUCUAAGGAUGAUCAACUUUCUCUGGACGCGAAGAGAUUGAAUUUAACGGAAAAUGGAGACACCACUGGUAGCACGGCGCAGACUUUUACUUUUGAUGAACUUGCAGCAGCAACAGGAAAUUUUAGGUCAGACUGCUUUUUGGGAGAAGGAGGAUUUGGCAAGGUUUACAAGGGGCAUUUGGAGAGGAUAAACCAGGUUGUGGCUAUAAAGCAACUUGACCCUAAUGGACUUCAAGGAAUUCGGGAAUUUGUAGUUGAAGUGUUGACACUUGGUCAAGCAGACCACCCUAAUCUUGUGAAAUUAAUUGGGUUUUGUGCUGAUGGAGAUCAAAGACUAUUGGUCUAUGAGUACAUGCCAUUAGGAUCUUUGGAGAACCACUUGCAUGAUCUUCCGCCCGGUAGGAAACCACUUGAUUGGAAUACAAGAAUGAAAAUAGCAGCUGGAGCUGCUAAGGGCUUGGAGUAUUUACAUGAGAAAAUGAAGCCCCCUGUGAUAUACCGUGAUUUGAAAUGCUCAAACAUUUUAUUAGGCGAGGGAUAUCAUCCCAAGUUAUCUGAUUUUGGCCUGGCCAAAGUAGGCCCAAGUGGCGAUAAGACACAUGUUUCAACAAGGGUUAUGGGCACAUAUGGGUACUGUGCUCCAGAUUAUGCAAUGACGGGUCAGUUGACAUUCAAGUCUGACAUCUACAGCUUUGGAGUUGUUCUUUUGGAGCUCAUCACAGGCCGGAAAGCCAUUGAUAAUACUAGACUUGCCAAAGAACAAAACCUGGUUGCAUGGGCAAGGCCGUUAUUCAAAGACCGGAGAAAAUUCUCCCAGAUGGUAGACCCUUUGCUUGAAGGUGAAUAUCCUGUGAGGGGUUUGUACCAAGCUCUAGCAAUUGCUGCCAUGUGUGUUCAAGAGCAGCCUAAUAUGCGGCCUGUCAUAACCGACGUCGUUACCGCAUUAAACUACCUUGCCUCGCAGAGAUAUGAUCCCCAAACUCAUCAAGUACAAAGCUCCAAAAGAAGGGAUGAUGAUCAAACACAUCUUGUUCGGAACGGUUCUGCCUCUGACAGAUCUUCAGACUAAGAAUAUUCGUGCUUGUUCAUAUGUCACGCGCCUUGUCAUCAAUUUUUGCUUCAUAGGAGAUGACAAGGUGCUGUUACAAUCUUUCGUUUUUUUUUUUAUAUAUGUAUAAAGAAAAAUUUCUGCUAUUUCUUUGGUGUACAUGUGAGCUGGGCUUCCUUGUAUUUAAGACGACUCUUUGUAGGAUUUUUCUUUUGUCCAUGUUAUUAUAAUUUAGCCUCAGUCAUAAUAAAUGACUUCCUUCA
Messenger RNA from Prosopis cineraria, 1644 nucleotides. RefSeq names its product probable serine/threonine-protein kinase PBL5. Bases 194 to 1402 code for a protein of 402 amino acids. NCBI's taxonomy places the organism in Eukaryota, Viridiplantae, Streptophyta, Magnoliopsida, Fabales, Fabaceae. Gene Ontology annotation, biological process: protein phosphorylation. The record is from RefSeq and is a predicted model, not a curated record. Gene Ontology annotation, molecular function: protein kinase activity; ATP binding. The transcript is spliced from 5 exons.